This is a messenger RNA of Gamsiella multidivaricata, 1585 nucleotides long. Its product is annotated as Alpha/Beta hydrolase protein. The transcript is spliced from 2 exons. The coding region runs from base 140 to 1366 and encodes 408 amino acids. The record is from RefSeq and is a predicted model, not a curated record. Lineage: Eukaryota; Fungi; Mortierellomycota; Mortierellomycetes; Mortierellales; Mortierellaceae.
UAACACAUAUGUGUGCAUUGCUCCCCUGUCCUUGUUCGCGUGUCUAGAUGCGCCUCAAUCGUACCCGUACCUGCCUUACCAUCCGAUCCGUGUGUACAAGGUCGUGACCACCUAUGCGAGUCUGCAGUUUAGCAAGGUUAUGCGGCUCGUGCCCCUCUUUGGGCACUUUGCGCGAUUCCAGCUCACAAACAGCAAGAAAACUGAUAUGGUCAAAAACAUCCCCUAUGGACGCGGAAACAACCUGCUGGAUAUCUACAUCGGUAGCCCCUCAGCAGCUUCUUCCGACCCACUGAACAACAGCAACCACCACCACCAUCAUCAUCACGCGGACGAUGACGCGGAAUCGGACCACACGGUCGAAUCGAAUGGUAGCCCCAUGAUCAUCUACGUCUACGGCGGGGCUUGGGACUCGGGUCACAAGAGCAUGAUGAUGCCCAUGGCCCAGAACCUGGCCAACCAAGGAUACGUCGUCGUCGUACCCGAUUACACUCGUUACCCGCACGCGAGGAUCGAGGAUAUGGUCCGAGAUGUUCAGGAUGCUGUGUGUUGGACGGCUCAGAAUGCGACCCGGUAUGGAGGUGAUCCCUCGAACAUUUAUUUGAUGGGCUCGGGGUCGGGCGCGCAUGUGGCCUCGUUGGCGAUUAUGCAUGAUGCCGUUGAGCAGCUGGGAGGGAUCCCAGACCCGGCGGUCGAGGGAGAUUUGACAGAGUUGGUUAGGAUCCCUGCAUGGCCUGAGCAACCAGAGACGACGCACCACCACGAACAUCAUCAAAUGAAUGGAAGCAAGCAGUUCAAGGAACGCGUGCAUGGAUUGAUUUUGUUCUCGGGUGUGUUCGACAUCACGUUCUACUACGCCUAUCUGCACAAGCGCGGGAUCGAAGAGGUCUCAGCGAUGCCGAGGGUGAUGCACCGCUCCGCCAACAACUACCUCGCCUGCUCGCCCUCCUGGAUCCUCUCAACCGCGACCGCGACGCUGGAACAGCCCGAGCUGCUGGAACAGGUGCUCCCGAAAUCGAUCCUGCUGAUCCAUGGCGAACACGAUCGACUCAUCCCUGCACAUUCCUCCCAGACCCUGUUCAACUUGCUCUGCGCGGCCGAGAUCCCGAAUAUCAAGUUCAAGGUCUACACAGGACAGAGUCAUCUCGAUCCGGCGAUUGAUUUGAUCCUCCCGACAAACGCGAUCACGGCAGCAUUGCUGAACGAUGUUGCGGAUGUGGUCAGACCGGCUAUGCCGGGCACGGGCACGAGUACCCCAAAUGGAUUGUUGGAUGAGGAGGAUGAUCGGACGCUGUUGAAACAGCACCAGGAGCAGUACACGAAGGAUUUUUCGGAGGGGCUCUUGAGGGAUUCUACCUUGGCCUACUAAAUCAAUGGUCGUCUUUCUCUCUCUCUUACGUGGUCCUUUCUCUUCACUCCUCUCUUUCUCCCAUGAUGUGUGUUUUUUUUUGUGUGAGUUUGUCUUUCUUCUCUCGCGCUUCUGUAAUUUGAUCCGCAUAAUGUACAUAUGCCCUUUUCCCUUUUGCUAUUUCCUCCCGCCCUGCCUCUCACGUUUACUCUUUCAUGAAAAAAAAAAGUCUAUUUGCUC